AUGACACCAUCCCAGAGGAAUGUGGAUGACGGGAUCGUCGUUCAAAUCGAUGAGAGGGACGCGCGUUCACGCGGCCUUGCCUCACGCAAGCGAGCUCGAUUCGAAUUUUCGCCGGAGAUAGACCAGAACGCUCGAAGCGGUAGGAGAAGAGAUGGGCCAGCUCAGCCACAUGAGGGCGAGAGUCAUAGUCGAGGGGCCACUGUGACCUCACAAGAUGCGGACAAGAGGGCGUACCUGGAUGCGGAGACCUAUGCUCCCACCAAGUUUGGUGACUUUGCCACUUUCAUGCGCAACAAGAGAGCCAAGGUUCAUCUGAUCAACAUCCUCGCUGCUUCUGUCGCUCAGUUGAAAGUGCAAGAAAGUGACGAGGCUGCCAAUGGAAAUGAUGAAGCUGGUUCUCGCAUCUUUGAGAAGACGAACAUCUACAUCAAUGGUCACACCACGCCGCCAUACACCGAGCUUCGUCGACUUCUGCUAUUGCACGGUGGCUCGCACAUGGCAUAUUUGGACACCAAAACGCCUUGCACCCACAUCAUCGCCUCUUCCUUGACACCCAAGAAGCGCGUCGAGUUCAAAGACUAUCGCGUCGUCCUGCCCGCGUGGGUGACGGACAGCAUCAAGGCUGGUCGUCUACUAGACUGGCGAAAAUAUCGAUGCGGAGCAGAUGCCUCCGGUGCCAUGCAUCCCGGCUCAAUCUCUGCAGGCCGAGCAAAUGCACCGGGCAGGCCUCCAGCGACGGGUGAUCUUGCUGGUCGAAAAGAUUGGAGAAGCUUCGGCACGUCUCAGGCGGCGUCGCAGAGCGUCGAUGGUGCAGGAUCUGUCGAUGUGCAGCCGUCAGGCUCUUUGCAUGACUCGAGUCAAGCUGGAGAUGUGAUCACUCCUUCUACAACGCCUUGGGGGCGCGAGAGCGCCCAAAGACGAUUGACCUCAUGGCACGCCGGAGCCCGGCACGAGGACGAGAGCAGUCAGGGGAGGGCAGCACAGCCCGAGAAGACUGGUCAGACCGAGAUUGCAGCAGCAGUCUCGCAGAGCUAUCUAACCGAGUCAUCAGGGUCUCUUACGGGAGCAGACAGACAAGACUCUCCGCCAGCCACUCCAACGAAGACACGCGUUGAGUCCAGUGACGACCAAGUGUCCCCGCGGACUUGGCUGGCAAACGUAGAGACGCCUGAAAAACCCAAAGCACCGGGAGACUCUGUGCAGCUCGAUUAUGAGGCACCGACACAUUCGAUCCGCCCAUCGACGCCACCUCCGUUCCAUGGAUACUCUUCUCGACCCUCUCAUCUUUCCGCUGCCCGUUUGCUUGCGUCUCCGUCAUGGAGAGAGAAGCACACGGCGACAAGCGACUCUUUUCUUGCCGGCUACUUCGACAAGAGCAGGUUGCAUCACUUGAGCACGUGGAAAGCUGAGCUGCAAGACAUGGUGGCUCAGGCAAUGAAGGAGUCUGGAAGAGGAGUAGAGGGCAGCAAAGAUUUGCCGAGUGGAGUCAAGCGCGUCAUCAUGCACGUUGACUUCGACUCUUUCUUCGUCAGUGUCGGGUUGAGGAAUCGACCAGAACUGCGCGACAAGCCAAUUGCAGUGUGCCACGGUGCAGGGGAAGGUGGCGACAUCGCUUCGAGCACUUCCGAAAUAGCUUCGUGCAAUUACAUUGCCCGCAAGUACGGCGUGCGAAACGGCAUGAGCUUGGGUCAGGCGCGUAAGCGCUGCGCAGAGAUCGCUACUAUUCCCUACGAUUUCGAGGCCUACAUGGAGAUCUCGAUUCACCUCUACUCAAUCCUUCUCGCUCACGCUGAUGUUGUCGAGUCUGUCAGCAUCGAUGAGGCUUUGCUAGACGUUAGUCUGCUUCUCGACAGCAUGCGCAAGGAGCACGCAAAAGACGCCCCAGACUGCGAUGCUGGUGACUGGCGGGCGCUUUUAGCCGCAUACAAAGGGCAUACUAGUACUCAAGGAGAAGCUUGGUCAGAAGAAAAACAGCUAGCAGAGGCAUUCAGAGACGAGGUUCGGCGUCGGACUGCCUGUGAGGUAAGCAUAGGGAUCGGCGCCAACGUCUUGCAGGCGCGACUCGCGACCCGCAAAGCGAAACCUGGUGGCUCCUAUCAUCUACAGGCCUCUGGGGUCUUGCAAUUUACAGCAGAACUCGAUGUUGACGAUCUGCACGGCGUCGGCUGGAGUCUACGGGCAAGGCUCAAGGACCUUUUCGGCACUGCAAAAGUUGGCGAGCUGCGAUCGCUGGUAAAGCAGAAUCGCCUCAUGGCCGAGCUUGGACCCAAGAUGGGCCGCGUAGUGUGGGACAAGAUGCACGGACGUGAUCGAGACAGACUAGAAGGCUAUCGUCAGCGCCAAAGCUUGGGCGCUACAGUCAACUAUGCUAUUCGUUUCAAGAGCAUGCAAGAGUCUGAGGACUUCAUACGCCGCCUGUCGGAAGAGGUAUCUCAACGUCUCAGGAAAGCCAAGCUCCGUGGACGUCAGUUGUCCGUCACAGUGAUGGUCCGUGCUCCGACAGCACCAGUGGAGGCCCCGAAGUUCAUGGGCCAUGGUAUCUGCGACACGUUCAACAAAAGCACCCCAGUGUCAGGCUCAGCGGCUAUCGCCGAUGCUGACUCCAUCUUCAAGUUAGCAUGGCCAAUGAUCAGCAAGGUAGCGCCCGACGCAACACAACAACGUGGUCUAGGCAUCAGUUUGCACAAACUUGAGCCGAGCGAUGGCAGUGUCCUUCCGCUACCCAGGUCGGCGCCGGGCCAGCAGCUGCUCAGCUUUGGAAAGCGUGCGCAGCAGCCUUCUGCACAGGUCGCGUCUCGCAGCCCACAACGUCGCGAUUUGCCCGAAGAGCCGUUCGAAGACAGCGAAGACGACGAGGACGCCGAGCAACACGCCACAAUGCUCCAUGCCGGGCCGGUAGGUAGGGCAGCGCGAUCGCCGAGUCCUCGUGCACGCCGCACCAAGCCUUCAGGCCAGAUCCGGGACUCGAGGGACAGCGGGCUCGUGGUCUCGGACGAUGAUGCCGCACACGAAGACGGGCGUCAAGUCCCUGACCAGGCUGAUGUCAGGAUGCCAGUAGGAACCCAAUUCGCAGUUCCUCCUUUGUCGCAGAUAGACCAAGAAGUAGUGGCUGCUUUGCCGACGCAAAUUCGCAGUCAAGUCAUGGAUAGACUGGCACAGUCUAGUGAGGGUCACACGAGCACUUCUCGAGAGCUCCAAAGAAGACCAGCGGAGCCAAUUGCAGCACCACGAGCAAAUUCUGCGGAGCCGAGUCCUAGCUCUGAACGGAUUGCCGAGGCCAUCGAACCUUUCGAAAGCCCACGGCGAGGGCUAUUGCCACUCGGUUCUCCUGCUCGAGCUUCUUCCACGACCCCAAGCAAGAGGCACAAACAGAGGGGCAUACAAAGCGCAUUCAAAAUAGCGCACGCUAUGAGCAUGCCUAGCUUCUCGCAGCUCGAUCCGAGCGUACUGGAAGCCUUGCCAGAAGAGCUGCGCACCGAGGUGUUGCGUGAAGCCGGGAUUAGAUCGCGCAGUGCGGCUGGCAGCUCGUUGAUGGGUGCGCGACGUGCCGCCUCGAUCUCACCCGUCAAACGAGCUGGCUUACUUUCGGCGGCCGCGAAGAGUCACAAUCUAAUGUCUACAUCGCGAGGCAGCUCUAAGAUGUCCAAGAGCGUCGAGACUGUUCCGAUCCCUCUCGAUCAGCCGCUCGCAGACGUCGCGAUCCAAAUGGCCGAUCCGACUCGGCUGUCUAGCAAAGAGCUAGAAGCACUUGAGAUCGACCCCGACUUCUUCAGAGCUUUGCCCGUAAACAUACAACGUGACAUCAUAAUGGAACAGAACCGCAUCAUGGAAUCCCGCCGAACGCGGUUCAAGGGAGGUCGACAUGCUGAGGAGCGGACACGCGCGCAACAGCGCAGGGAAGCUGCGCUCAAAGCGGCUGGAGUGGGCUCAGCGCAGCUAGAUAGUGUCGUGAGACGAGGCAUGCUCGACUUGUCCAGUCUGGACUCCUUGCCCAGCUUGAUCCGCGCCAAACAUAAUUAUGAAGCAAUGCCGAGCGUGAAGGGGUGCUCCACAAUCGAAGACGUCACGUGGCUGCUUGGAGAAUGGUUCAAUCGUCAAAAGGAAUCUGGACCUCGAGAAGGUGACGUCGCUCGAUUCCGGGCCUUUCUCAAAUCGUGCGUAGAAGAAGAUUCUUCCAUCGCUCACCAGCACCUAGAUUUAGAGAAGGCUGCUGCUGUGCUCAAAGCUUGGCGCAAACUACUCCUUCAAGCGAAUAUGCUCCCGCUCACAGCCCAGCAACAACAAUCCAACGGGGUCGACGGGCCAGACCUAGGCUCCGCUGCUGCGCUCUGGCGCGCGGCCUUCGAUGCAGCACGCAAGGAUGUCGACGAGCGCGUACGCAAACGCUUUGGCUUUGCUCUUUCUCUACAGUGA
Messenger RNA from Ceraceosorus guamensis, 4413 nucleotides. Its product is annotated as DNA repair protein. The coding region runs from base 1 to 4413 and encodes 1470 amino acids. The record is from RefSeq and is a predicted model, not a curated record. Gene Ontology annotation, molecular function: damaged DNA binding; deoxycytidyl transferase activity; DNA-directed DNA polymerase activity. Gene Ontology annotation, biological process: error-prone translesion synthesis; error-free translesion synthesis. Lineage: Eukaryota; Fungi; Basidiomycota; Exobasidiomycetes; Ceraceosorales; Ceraceosoraceae. The transcript is spliced from 3 exons. Gene Ontology annotation, cellular component: nucleus.